AACAGUUGUGGCGUUCCAUACAAUUGACUGUGGGACAAAGUUUAUCAGAUGAUUAUCAAGGGAUUAUCGAUAUACUAUUAACAACACAUUCACGGUUUGGGAAAUCAGGAAUAUAUUUUUAAAAAGAAGGAAAUACAAAAAACAAAAAACAAAAACAGAACAACACUUUUGUAAGGGAUGGAGUCCGGAGACAAGGACCAUGCGAUGUUUAUUGACCUGCUGGACAAAUAUUCACAGCUUGACCAGCUAAAGUCUUUUAGUGGCCCAGAUACCACUGUAUUGACCUCAGUUGGAGAUGGGAAUCUGAAUGACGUCAUCAGAGCUAAAAAGUCUGGACAAAGUAUUAUUCUUAAGCGGGCGCCUCCUUAUAUAAAGUGUUUAGGCCCUGAGUACCCGCUGGACCCGUCCCGGGGCCAGACUGAGUUUGACGCCCUCUGUGUGUUUUCGGACCUCGCACCUCGCAGUGUACCACAACCGUACUUCUAUGACAAGGAGUCGAGAACACUCUGUAUGAAAGAUUUACUGAAGUAUAAGGAUUUUCGUAAACAACUCAUAAGCGGAGUUUGUUCUAUGGCAGCAGUAAAGAAAUUAGCCAGAGACAUUGGAAAAGUUCACAAUAAAACUCAUGUCGCCAAAAUUAGCGAGAAGAGAUUUAGUGAAUACAAAAACAAAUUUCAAGAUACUGAACUAGUCACUCUUACUGAGCAGUACAUCUUCACGAAACCCUUCGACAAAUGUGAUGCUACAAACAAACUUACAGACGACAUCAGUUCUAGUCUUCCACAACUAUACGAUGAUCCUAGAGUCUUAGAUGUAGCAAAGGACAUGAAGCAUAUUUUCUUGACGAAGAAAGAAUGCCUUGUACACGGUGAUCUACAUACGGGUUCUGUUAUGGUGGAUGGUGCUAACACAAAAAUCAUAGACUUGGAAUUUGCAUACAUGGGGCCUCCAGCUUUUGAUAUUGGGCUUCUUCUUGCCAAUUACAUUUUCUCGUAUUAUGGCCACAUGUCAAUACCAGAAGACCACGAUAGACAUAGGAAGUUUGCGCAACUCAUGAUAGAGGCAUGCAAAGUGACAGUAAACAAAUACCUUAAGGAAAUGAAGAGUUUUGUUGGAGAGCUACAGUCCUACCAAGAUAAACUACUAUCUGAAAUGGCUGGGUUUGCUGGUUGUGAAUUAAUUAGACGGGUGGUUGGGGCUGCACCAGUGGAGGACCUCCAUAGCCCCUACAGUAAACAGGACGCCUUGGGGGCCGGGGUACGCCUCCUCCUGGGGAGACAUAACAUUACAACAGUAGACAAACUCCUUGUCAUCGCUCUGAUGCUGACCCACUAGCACUCACUUGGAAAAUCAAUUGAUCAUUAUUACGUUAUUUC
Molecule: messenger RNA, 1376 nt
Organism: Saccostrea cuccullata (small rock oyster)
Lineage: Eukaryota; Metazoa; Mollusca; Bivalvia; Ostreida; Ostreidae
Product: methylthioribose kinase-like
Exons: 8
Coding region: 178-1335 (385 amino acids)
Source: RefSeq, a predicted model, not a curated record